Molecule: messenger RNA, 1680 nt
Organism: Camarhynchus parvulus
Lineage: Eukaryota; Metazoa; Chordata; Aves; Passeriformes; Thraupidae
Product: transmembrane protein 121-like
Exons: 3
Coding region: 125-1057 (310 amino acids)
Source: RefSeq, a predicted model, not a curated record
CCCCGGGGAGCCGCCCGAGGUUCAGGCUUCGCUGCCUCCCGCAACGUGCCAGGAUGCUGCUGGGCCCAGGGAUGCACGACUGCGCCGGACGCCUGCUCCCUCAGCCAAAAAGCAGGAGUUCAGGAUGGUUCCCCCACCACCUGUCAGCAAGCCCCAUGUGUGCCUCUCCACAGUGCUCAUCAUGACCAGCCUCGUCCUCAUGGAUGCCUACCUGGUGGAGCAGAGCCAGGGCUCCAGGAAGCUGGGCAUCUGUGUCAUGGUGGCAGUGGGUGACAUUUGCUUCCUGCUGGUCCUCCGCUAUGUGGCUAUCUGGGUUGGGGCAGAGGUAAAGACAGCUAAGCGAGGAUAUGCCAUGAUCCUCUGGUUCCUCUACGUCUUCGUUCUGGAGAUUAAAGUCUACUUUGUAUACCAGAAUUACAAAGCUGACCGGAAAAGCUUGGAUCUCAUCGCCCGCAAAGCGCUGACCUUGCUGCUCUCCAUCUGCAUCCCAGCUCUCUACGUGCUCUUGGUGGCCACGGAGCACAUGGAGUACGUCAGAACGUUCAAGAAGAAGGAGGAUCUCCGCAACCGCCUUUUCUGGGUCAUUGUGGACAUGCUGGACGUGCUGGACAUCCAGGCCAACCUGUGGGAGCCUCAGAAGAAAGGUUUGCCGCUCUGGGCUGAGGGCAUCAUGUUCUUCUACUGCUACAUCCUGCUCCUGGUCCUGCCCUGCGUGUCCCUGUGUGAGAUCAGCAUGCAGGGCAUCGGCAUCGUGCCGCACCGCAUGAUGCUCUACCCCAUGCUCAGCAUGCUCACCGUCAACAUCGCCACCAUCUUCAUCCGAGGCAGCAACAUGGUCUUCUUCAGGGAUGCCCGGGUCUCCAGCAUCUUCAUGGGCAAGAACAUGCUGGCCAUUGGGAUGAAGGUCUGCAUGUUCGUGCAGUACCAGCGGCACCAGCACCACGCGCCCCCAGGGCCGGACCCGCAGCACAGCACCCCAGCCCAGCCACCCUCGGGGCUGCGCAAGGCCCGGGACCAGCCUGCCUGCCCCGAGGAGCUGGCCCAGGACAACACGUGACGAGCCAGCAGGAGCUACAGCCUGGCCAUCCCCACGCCUGGCCGUACCCACAAACCCGGGGCAGGCUGCGGAGCUCCCUGCCUGGACAGAGGGCAACGACCCUGCUCCCUCCUUCCCUGGGUGAAACUGCUCAGGGCCCCGAGGGGCGCAUGGCAAGGGCCCCCACAGCAGCCUCUGCAAGGCUGCAGAGCAGUUUGGAACCUCAGCAGCCUCUGCAAGGCUGCAGAGCAGUUUGGAACCUCAGCACCCCACCUGGUAAAACAGAGCAGGGGAUGAGGCCAGGGCCGCCUGCCAUGAGGUGUGUCUGGGUGAGGCCAGGCAGCCCCACCCGGUGCCAGGCUCCCUGCCAGUGCUCCCUGUGCAGCACUGCUCUCUGGCCAGCCAGGCUGCUUCACAGGGACACAGCGGGUCACCCACUUCUCUGUUGUGGUUGGCUCUGGCUCCAGUGUGGUCCUUGGCAGCACUUGCUCCCCACUGUGUGAGCCGAGGUCCCCAUGCAGGGGGAGCAAGGCCUGGGCCUCCCUCUGUUGUCACCCCUCUCAGCCAGCUGCAGGCUUGGGGGGACCCAAAAAGGGGUGACUGUCCUUUUUUUGUAUCUCCCUCUUUGCAAUAAAAGACCUGAG